Messenger RNA from Elephantulus edwardii (Cape elephant shrew), 702 nucleotides. Its product is annotated as olfactory receptor 5M3-like. The coding region runs from base 1 to 702 and encodes 233 amino acids. The transcript has 2 exons. Gene Ontology annotation, molecular function: G protein-coupled receptor activity; odorant binding; olfactory receptor activity. Lineage: Eukaryota; Metazoa; Chordata; Mammalia; Macroscelidea; Macroscelididae. Gene Ontology annotation, cellular component: membrane. The record is from RefSeq and is a predicted model, not a curated record. Gene Ontology annotation, biological process: sensory perception of smell; G protein-coupled receptor signaling pathway.
AUGUAUAAAGGAAAUGGGAAAGGUGACUUUCCCAAUGCCAUAGAUCUCUCUUGUAUCGUGCAGUGUUUCUUCUUCAUCGCCUUUGUCCACGUGGAAGUCUUCAUCCUCGCUGUCAUGGCCUUUGACAGGUACAUGGCAAUUGGCAACCCUCUACUCUACGGCAGCAGAAUGUCCAGGACCGUCUGCAUUCGAUUGAUCUCUUUCCCUUAUAUCUACGGCUUCUUUAUCAGUCUGAUCUCAACGCUCUGGACUCAUGGUUUGUACUUCUGUGGCAACAUUGAGAUCAACCACUUCUACUGUGCUGACCCGGCUCUCAUCAAGAUGGCCUGUGCAGGAACCUUCAUUAAAGAAUACACCAUGCGCACACUAGCCGGUCUCAACUUCUCCUACUCUUUACUGGUCAUUGUUGUCUCCUACGUCUUUAUCCUGAUUGCUAUCAUAAAAAUGCGCUCGGCAGAAGGAAGAAAGAAAGCCUUCUCCACGUGCGGGUCGCACUUGACAGCCGUUACUAUAUUUUACGGAACCCUCUUCUUCAUGUACCUUAGAAGCCCAACUGAGGAGUCUGUGGAACAGGGAAAAAUGGUGGCGGUAUUUUACACCACAGUGAUCCCCAUGUUGAACCCCAUGAUUUACAGUCUAAGGAACAAGGAUGUGAAGGAAGCCAUGGGCAAAGCAAUCAGCAGAAGAUUUUUCAUCAAAUAA